Odontomachus brunneus is the source of this 5766-nucleotide messenger RNA. Its product is annotated as monocarboxylate transporter 2-like. The record is from RefSeq and is a predicted model, not a curated record. Bases 788 to 2842 code for a protein of 684 amino acids. NCBI's taxonomy places the organism in Eukaryota, Metazoa, Arthropoda, Insecta, Hymenoptera, Formicidae. Gene Ontology annotation, biological process: transmembrane transport. The transcript is spliced from 14 exons. Gene Ontology annotation, molecular function: monocarboxylic acid transmembrane transporter activity.
ACAAUUAAUUUGGACCUAUCAGAGAUUACUUCGCAAUGUUAAAUAAUUUGAUAGACGACCUUUAAGGGGAAUUACGCUUUCGCUCGCGCUAAAUUUCUUAGCUUGAAAAACUGCCUCGGAGGAUCUCGAGUGCAUCCUAGAUGGCAAACCAGAAGAGAGAAGGCGAGAGAGCGUAAUAACGUCUCGCCCGUCCCUCAACGAGCGGUUUUCACAAAAGGGUCCCGUCCGUUCGGCCGAUAAGAGGAACUUUCCAUAAUGCAAAACUUUGAAGCCGGCUUAAUUUUCCGGCGCCAUAUACAGGGAUGCUUAUUGAUCGUGGUCGCCCGGAGAGGACUUGUUUUUCUUCCUGCUCCACCGCCCGCUUCCACCGCUCUCCAGGGGAUGUAAAUUUGACGAGCCCGGGCGAGCCGAACCGAGCAGCAAGCAGAGACUCGGGGAUCGUCGAGAUCGCUGAUACGAAGGGAAGAUCUCAAUGGCGAUCGCGAUGGGGAGCAUCCUCGAAAUUCCGAGCGCAUCUUCGACGGAGCGUGUCGAGGGCUGGACGGCGAGACUCGUCUAACGUCGUCCGGUCGAAUCGAGUCAGUGGGCCGAGGCGAAUUUAGCCGCGACAACCCCCUCCCCCCCCCAAACAAGAAAGAUGUAAUUUCAUUCUCGCGCGUCGUACUUGGGGACGUGCGCGCAGCGUGACGUGAAUAAGUCGGAGAGUAGUCGGCGCGUCGGAUCGAGGCGAUCGUUGACAUCGACGAGGCCCGAAGCGUAAAAUGCGGCGCGUCCCGCUCUGAGGAAGAUGCUGGUGGAUGACUGCGGCAGCGGAAUGGGGUGGACUACGACUAGCGUGCGCGGGGGUUGGUCCACCCCGGGAGGAUGCAGAAACUCAGCCAUGAGCUUCGGGGGCAGCGUACCGUCGUUGCACCCGACCGGCUCGAUAAGAUCGUUGCGCUCGCAACAUUCCAUGCAGGCUCCGCCCGAGACACCGCGAAGAUGCAUACAUUGUCAUCCGGUACAUGUCCCCAGCACCCCCAAUAAUUACAUGCAACACCCUAUGCAAUACUACACGCCGACUCAUUGUAUAGAGGGUCAGAAUGGCACGUAUACGCCGCAUCGUGGGAGUUCGUAUCACGGCGAUACUCGUCUGCGCUACAUGGACGCCGACGAGAGCAUGGGCGGCAACACAAACUGGGUUCUGGGCGACCUACGCAGUUUGCAUCGUUGCGUGCCUGCACUUCGUCGCACAGGCAUAGACGUCGCCGGUAUGCGAGCGCACUUCUAUCCUGAGGGCGGAUGGGGCUGGCUUGUGUGCGCCGCCGGUUUCCUCGCCCUGUUGCUCACCACCGGGAUGCAGCUUGCCUUCGGACUGCUGCGCCUCUACGCUGCACGACAUCUCGGUGAACUGCAUCUGAUGGACAUAGUAUGGGCAGGAGCGUUGAGCGCCGCGGUUUCUCGCGGUUCGGCGCCGCUGGUCGUCGGCGCGUGUCGUCGCGGCAACACAAGGCUCACGGCGGUAAUCGGCGGCCUCGUGUUGGCCCUGGCUUCGCUCUUCACCUCCUUCGCCCUUCAGAUGCAUCAAGUGCUUCUUAGCUACGGACUGGUGCUGGGCACCGGGGCCGGCCUCGUGAGGGAGACCGCCAGUCUGGUGUUGGGCAAUUACUUCCGAAAACGGCGGGAGUUCGUCGAGAUGGUGGUGCAGGCCGGCACCGGCGUGGGAAUUGCGCUCUUCAGCGUCUUCUACAAGGAGGCCGUAGGGAAGCUGGGCUGGAGGCUGGGGCUUCAGUCGGUAACGGGCGCACUCUCGUUGGCCUUCUUCCUGGGGCUGAUUUACCGGAGUGCCUCGCUGUACCAUCCGCAACGGCGCGCCAUACUGCAUCUGAAGAAUCAGCGCGGUAAGGUGAAGGAGAAGAAGUCCACGAGCAAGGUACCGAGGCAGCCGCUGGUCGACCUGAGUCCCCUGGGAUCACGCCCUGUGAGGAUGCUGAUGCUGGCCGCCGGCGCUGCCGGUUUCGGUCUUUACACCCCAGCCUUCUAUAUCGCGCUGCAGGGCUACCAGGACGGGUUGGAGGCCAGCGCGCUGGUGUUACUGCAGACCUGUCUGGGCUUGGCGGCGGCUCUGGGAUGCGCGGCAUGGGGGGUAGUUACCGCCAGACCUUCCGCUCAGUGCCUAGUGUCCAGGCAAUAUCUCUGCCAAGCGGCGCUCAUCGGGGUCGCUAUAGCUCAAGUGGCGCUCGGUAGCGUGCAAGGAUAUCACGGACUUGUACUGGCCUCCGGGCUUUACGGCGCUUCACUCGGCGGCGCGCUCUACUCCCUCAAGAUGUUAGCUCUGGAAAGACUGCGGGCCAGACACUUCGCCAGAUCGUGGGCUCUGGUGCAAGCCGCGGAAGCUCUACCGAUCCUUCUCGGAGUUCCUCUCACAGGUUACAUGAACGCGAGCAGCCCGCGGGUGGGCUACUACGCGUGCACCCUGAGUUCCUUGUGCGGCGCGGCGCUGCUCUUCCUAGUCGGCUGGGGGCGGCAGCCGGCCUCGCCGAUUCUACCGGGACCGCGGCUGACCAGCCUCGGCGUCGUGCCGCCGCCACCACCGUGCGCCUGUCCGCCACCGCCACGGCCUCGGCUACCCAAGUCGCAGUCCCUGCACGUGCCGUUGGACGUGCUGGAGGACAACAUGCGGGAGCGGGACUUUGAGCGGAUGCACGACGCCGAUCAUUACUACCACACCCAUCAGUUCCACGCGCCGCUUAGGCCCAGCAAGAGCGUGCCGGAAGGCCUCAGCCAUCAGGACCCGUAUCGGACGCGACCGCGCCGUCACCGCGAUAUCACCGUCAUCGAGCAGAUCACCACCAGCGUGUAGAUUGCGCGCGGACGGUACCCCGACCUCGAGUCCGCGACCCUGACCACUCGUCAGGUCACCGCGACGGACACUGUGUUUGUUUUAGCGCGGGCGAAGCUUUUGCCGUUGUUUCGUGGUCGCGCCUCACUGAGGUUACGAGCCGCGGUUACACACAGACUUACAAACUCCGCGAAUAUCAUUUUCUCGAGAGUCGCGAUUUAUUUAUUUACGGCGGGUGUGUGCAUCAUCCCUUUCUACGUGCGGUCUAUGUCUUGCUAUUACAUUGCAUCGUUGCAUUAUAUUCUCCCUGGCGUCGUCUUCCGUUUUCUUCUUGGCGUUUGUCGUACAACCGUAAUCUUCCGGAAAAUUUAGGGUCGCUCUUUAGGAAGGUUGGGGACCAUUAGCGUAAAAGCCGGCGCGCAGUUGCAAGGUAUAAGCAGAAGGUGAAAUAGUGGCCGUGAAACAAAAAAGUGUAAUGACGCGUAGUAUGCGCGUGAAGAGAAUAUCCGUGUAAACCGAGGGAGAAUUAUAGAAGAAGCUCUCUCUUUCUCUCUCUCUCCCUCUCUCUUCUAUAUAAAUUCUCACACAUUUCUUUCCUGCUGUAAUAGCUGCUAAAAACACGAUCGACUGCGCUGAGCAUCGGUAAUGAAGUUUACAUUAGUCUAUAUCGAAUAGAAAUCGAAUUGAACGUGUUGCGCGCGUUUAGCAAAGUAUUUAUUCGUGUUGAUACGUUAGCUGAAGUAUUUACUGCCACGCGAAAGAACAUGCUAAAUGCAACUCAACGACGAGAUCGGCUGUGAAAAGAGGAAGUUUAACCCCCCUCCGUUCUUCUUCUUUUAACGAGAAGGAAAGGAACGCAUAUAUAGUUUCUGUCUUUUCCAAUAAUUUAUUCUCUCCUCGCGGAAUUUUAUAAUUUUACCAUCGAUUUUGUCGAACGUCUAACCGUUUGAAGCACGAUGGUCUCACCGUGGGAUCAUCUAUUAGAACCAAAUCAUAGCUUUAGGCUAUCUCGCGACGAAACCAUCGCUUAGCCUGUGCAUUAGUAAUGCACUCUAUCGAUUUUUUAUGUUAGCUCGUAGUGUUCGCUUCAGUUUGCGCGUUUAUUCUUUAAGAAUAGGAGAAUAGAAAAAAUUGAUUUCUAAUGAUCUGUCAGGUUGUCGACAUGUGACAUGAAUAUUUUAUUAGAAUCUGAAUUUUGAGGGCCUUGUGUUUCAAAGGUUUAAGAAAUACAUCGUGUAUGUGCAUGUGUGCAUAUGCGUGUACAUGUUCGUCGCUUGUCAAGCAAGGAAUAGCUUAGGUACUCCGUCAAAUUGGAACUUCCUGGCUGUUAGGCAUGCCUCGUCAUUUGCAUUAUGCAUUUCGACUAUUUCGUGUAGCAAGUUUGAUGUAAAUUCGCGACACGACUCGUGCCUAUCGGCGGCCACUUUGUCGCGUUGAGUAUGCGAUUAAUUGCGUGCGAAUAGUAAUCGCGCGAGUAUUAUGUUAUGGGCUGAUCGAUAUCUUCCCUAUCGUGUAGGGUGUGUUUAUGAGGAAAAAAUAGCGUUUAUAUAUACAUAUAUAUAUAUAUAUAUAUAUAUAUAAUAUAUAUGUUAUGCACACGUUGAUUGAGAACGAUCAACCGCACCCGUCGUUACGUUUCUCGAUAGAUGGAAAUAUAUGUAUGAUGCACGGAGCUGGUCUCCGGAAAUGUCGCCGUAGGAGGUUUGAAUCGUUGAAUAUUGAUAAAGAUUUAAAGCACCGCGGACAUUACCAGAACGAGGCGAGAUGUCCGGGUCAAAAUGGGGACGAAAGAGAUCCCCCGCGGAUGUGGCGGGCGAAAUUAUCGACUAGACUCGCGAUGAAUCGUGGCGUUUGAUUCACGCGUCAUAGACCUCUGGCAACUGGUAUCGAAUUCAUUCGCGCUCAAUCUCUGUUCGAUUUUAGAUACCUUCAGCGCGAAAUUGAGAUUCACGUACGAGUAGCUGUAGUGACCGUGCGCUUCUUAACUUCGUGUCCAAUUCGAAUGCCAAGGAGCGGCGUUUACGCAGCUGCGUAUCAUCGCAGGCAGCUGUCGCAUUUUAGUCGUAUUAUUAUUAAAGUAUUGGCUUUGUUGCUGUCGAGACGCGUAAAGCCAAGUAAUCGAAUUUUCACAUACUCCACGAUAACAUAAUUAGUACCUGAAUAUUAAGUGCUCUAAGUUUCUAGUGAAGUGGGUGAUGGUGGUGGCAACUCAAUUAUUCCUAUUCUGUCGCGUACUCUUACGCGUACGCGUAACACGCCUUCGCUACAUGUCGAAAGUCAUCGUUACGCAUUGACGCGCAAAACCAACUACUCCCUGUUCAUUUUCUCGCGCACAGUUGAUUGCGAUCGACUUAAAAAACAAAAAAAAAAUAAAAUGUAGAGUAUAUCGCGGAGGUAAUUACUGACUAUAAAAUAGUAGUGACGUAGCGACGUAGAUCGUAGCCUGUCGCGACGCGGACAGUCGGAAGAUGUAGGAAGGUAUUUAUUGAGUGUCCAUCAACGAGGCGACGCUCCGAAAUUUGAUAUUCGCCGUCGUAAUAAAUUUGAUAUUCGUCGAGCGAUUAUAAAACCGAAGAGUUCCGCGCAAGUGAGAUUCAGUUGGAAUGACACGCAUCGCGCUAUGUCGAUGAUGAUUCAAUCUCCGGAACAGAGUCUACGAUUCGUCAUUGAAGGAUAUCAAUCGAAGUACAUCCCUUAGCUCUUAUACGUUUUCUACGCGUUUUUAUUCCUCGUGCGUUGUUAGUUUCGUCCUCUCAAGUUAACAGAGUCGUAUAAACGAAACAUAUAGUGGAGAAAUCACAUUGCUAGAGCGAGGGUGUGCGAUAUACGGGGCCAAAUUUAGGUUUCGGAUAUCAACUGGCAUCGCUUAAUAUCCGAAUAAACGUACAGUCAAAUUGAGUCUCUCUCUCUCUCUCUCUCUCUCUCUCUCUCUCUCUCUCUCUCUC